This is a messenger RNA of Echinops telfairi (small Madagascar hedgehog), 1072 nucleotides long. RefSeq names its product unc-50 inner nuclear membrane RNA binding protein (gene UNC50). NCBI's taxonomy places the organism in Eukaryota, Metazoa, Chordata, Mammalia, Afrosoricida, Tenrecidae. The transcript has 6 exons. Gene Ontology annotation, cellular component: Golgi membrane. The coding region runs from base 90 to 869 and encodes 259 amino acids. The record is from RefSeq and is a predicted model, not a curated record.
AGUUAGCCUUGGCGGCUGCUGGGCUUGACUGCUGGACGGAGGUGGGCUAGUUGGGCCUCGGAUCCCGGGAGCGGCGGGGUUCCAGGAAGAUGUUACCCAGUAUUUCGGUGACUUCCCCGGUGCAAGGGAAUGGCUCCUUGAGUUCUAGGGAUGCUGCAAGACACACAGCUGGUGCAAAACGCUACAAGUACUUGCGAAGGCUCUUCCGUUUUCGGCAGAUGGACUUUGAGUUUGCUGCCUGGCAGAUGCUCUACCUGUUCACUUCCCCACAGAGGGUUUAUAGAAACUUCCAUUAUCGCAAGCAGACAAAGGACCAGUGGGCCCGAGACGACCCUGCUUUCCUGGUCCUUCUGAGUAUCUGGCUGUGUGUGUCCACCAUAGGAUUUGGUUUUGUGCUGGACAUGGGAUUUUUUGAGACGAUAAAGCUUCUCCUGUGGGUUGUAUUCAUAGACUGUGUGGGCGUCGGUCUUCUCAUCUCCACUUUAAUGUGGUUCGUCUCUAACAAGUACUUAGUGAAGCGACAGAGUAGAGAUUCCGAUGUGGAGUGGGGCUACGCCUUUGAUGUGCAUUUGAAUGCCUUCUACCCACUCCUGGUCAUUUUGCAUUUUAUCCAGCUCUUUUUCAUCAAUUAUGUUAUCCUAACGGACACAUUUAUUGGCUACUUCAUUGGAAAUACUUUAUGGUUGACUGCAGUUGGCUAUUACAUCUACGUAACCUUCCUUGGCUACAGUGCAUUGCCCUUUUUGAAAAACACGGUGAUCCUUCUCUAUCCCUUCGCGCCCCUCAUUCUGCUCUACGGGCUGUCCCUGGCGCUCGGAUGGAACUUCACUCACACGCUGUGCUCCUUCUACAAGUACAGAGUGAAGUGAGAAGCAGCGGCUUACAGCUGAGCCCGGGGCACAGGUUUGGUAGAGUAGGGGUGGUUUCUUGUAAAGUUUGUAAAUAAAUUAUCAUUGUAGAUAUCUAAACGUGUAAAGUUUGAAGAUUUGAGGAAAUAUAUGUGAACUCUGUCAAAUACAUUCCUAAAACUAAUAAAAUGUACAUUUCUACAAUAAAUAUUUUUGAAACUAAA